GCCUUGAUUGGACUUCCUUUGGAGCCAUAGUUGGUGCCCGAGUCCCUGCACAUGGGCGCGCGGCUCCUGCUUCUGCGACCCGGGACCGCGGAGCUUACCUGUGCUUCAGGUGUAUGUCCAAAAGAUUUAAAGACCGCCUCAUCUCUGAUUCUAAGCUGUUAUUGGAGCUUUUGAGGAAAAGCCAUGGACUUAGCUACCACUAUGAAGAAGAUGAAGGAGGAAGCCACGUGCUCCAUCUGCCUGCAGCUGAUGACGGCACCGUCAAGCAUCCACUGUGGGCACAGCUUCUGCCGCGGGUGCCUAGAAGGCAUCAUUGAGAAGGAGCAAGAGGAAAGACCACGUCAGAUGUCGUUCGACUGUCCCCUGUGUCGCACAAAAUUUCAAAAGGACAGUCUUCGCCCCAUGAAGCAGCUAGAAAACCUUAUUGAAACCAUCAAGGAGAUGGAGCGUGAGAGUCUGUGUCAGGAACACGGGGAGCAGCUCCACCUGUUCUGUGAGGAUGCUGGGCAGCCCAUCUGCUGGUGCUGUGAGCGCUCCCCCCAGCACAGAGAACACAACCAUGUUCUUGUCAGAGACGCCUGUCCCUGCUAUAGGACAAAGAUCCAGGAUGCUUUGGCAAAGCUAAAGAAACAGGAAGACGAAUGUAAGAGUAUAACGACGACCAUAAGAAGACAAAUAGGUGAAUGGGAGGAGGAGAUGAAGCUUCAGAAAGAGAAAGUCAAGUCUAGCUUUCAGAAUCUCUAUAACUUCCUUUACGAAGACAGGAAUUCUCUUCUGGAGAGACUGGAGAUGGAAAAAUGUCAGACUCUCAAAAGGCUGCAGGACAGUGAAGCCAGUGUGAACAAGCAGAGCAGAGAACUCAAGAGCCACAUCCUGGAACUAGAGAAGAAAUGUCAGGCCCCAGCCCAUAGUCUGCUGCAGGACGUGAAAGACACCCUGAACAGGAGUUCAGCUAUGAAGCUGGAAGUCCCAGAGGCCGUAUCUUUGGAAAUUCAUACUGACUGCGACAUUUCUGAGCUCUACUGUGUUGUGAGGAAAAUAUUAAAGACCUACCAAGUGGAUGUGACUCUGGAUCCAGAGACAGCUCAUAAUAAUCUCAUUCUGUCUGAGGAUGGGCGAAGAGUGACCCAUGGAGGCUCCCAGAAGAAGUAUUACAAUUCUAGGAGAUUUCUGGCCUUACCCUGUGUCCUGGGCUCUGAGGGCUUCACCUCAGGACGACAUUACUUUGAAGUGGACGUGGGACAGGGAACCGGGUGGGACUUAGGAGUUUGCCUGGAAGAUGUGCCCAGAGACAGGAACGUGAAGCCGGAGCCGGGAUCUGGAUUCUGGGUGAUCAGGUGGAGGAGACCAGAAGGCUGCACUGCCCGUACUGAGCCUUCAGUAUCUCUCUAUCUGCAUGAGCAGCCCCGGAUUGUGGGGGUUUUUUUGGACUAUGAGGUUGGACGCGUGUCCUUUUACAACAUGCCGUCUGGUUCCCACAUCUUCACCUUCCCAGAGGACUCCUUCUCUGAUACCCUGCGGCCCUUUUUCAGGAUUUCUCGUUCUUCUCCAUUAUUUCUGCCUCCAACAGAUAAGUAAAGAAAUGAGAAACAUUUCCUUCUUGGGGGAACUAUCAUCCUAGAGAAUAUAAUAGAAAUGGGGCUCCCUGGUGGCCUAGGGAUUAAGUCUCAGCACUAUCACUGCUUCGGCCUGAGUUCGAUCCCUGGCCAGGGAGCUAAACCACAUGCACAGCAGACCUCUCCUGUCUCAUCCGCUGCUCCCCUCAGCAGUGUAUUUCGGUAGAUCUGCCUGCUUUGCUCCCCACUCUCAGGUGAAUCCUCUCACCCCCUGCACCUCUGGCCUACACCCCAGUUUUUCUAUGCAAAAAUAAAAUCUUUUUUUUAAUAAAAGAAAUGUGUGAGGACCACAGUUUCAUCUGUUUUCUUC
This is a messenger RNA of Talpa occidentalis (Iberian mole), 1926 nucleotides long. Its product is annotated as E3 ubiquitin-protein ligase TRIM38-like. The record is from RefSeq and is a predicted model, not a curated record. Gene Ontology annotation, molecular function: protein binding; zinc ion binding. The coding region runs from base 184 to 1578 and encodes 464 amino acids. Lineage: Eukaryota; Metazoa; Chordata; Mammalia; Eulipotyphla; Talpidae. The transcript is spliced from 7 exons.